AUGACGGCGAGCACGUUCCUCUUCACGUCAGAGUCGGUCUCGGAAGGACACCCGGACAAAAUGUGUGACCAGAUCUCAGACGCAGUACUUGAUGCGCACUUGAAGAUUGACCCUGAUGCAAAGGUUGCUUGUGAAACGGUAACUAAAACGGGUAUGAUCAUGUUGUGUGGCGAAAUCACAUCUAAGGCAAAUAUCGAUUACCAGACACUCGUCCGUGAUGUCGUCAAGAAGAUCGGCUACGACGAUUCUAGCAAGGGUUUCGACUAUAAAACUUGCAAUGUGCUGGUUGCCCUUGAGCAACAAUCGCCAGACAUUGCUGCUGGUGUGCAUGUUGAGAAGGAUGAGGAAAAUGUUGGAGCAGGUGAUCAGGGUAUUAUGUUUGGCUACGCUACUGAUGAAACCGAGGAAUCUAUGCCAUUGACGCUUCAACUCGCUCAUCAGUUGAAUGGAAAGCUCCAUGAAUUGCGUCGGAGUGGUGAACUUCACUGGGCACGUCCAGACUCAAAGUCACAGGUUACGGUUGAGUACAAGUUUGAUGGUGGAGCAUGUAUUCCUUUGCGUGUCCAUACUGUUGUAUUGUCUACACAGCAUUCGCCAGAUGUGAGCUUGGAGAAAGUGAGAAGUGAUGUUCUUGAAAAGGUAAUUCAUGCUGUGAUUCCGGAGCAUCUCCUUGACGACAAGACAGUGUACCACUUAAAUCCAUGUGGGAAAUUCAUCAUCGGAGGGCCAAUGGGAGAUGCUGGACUCACUGGUCGAAAAAUCAUUGUUGACACCUAUGGAGGAUGGGGAGCUCAUGGAGGUGGCGCAUUCUCUGGGAAGGACCCCACUAAGGUUGAUCGUUCAGCUGCAUAUGCUGCUCGUUGGGUAGCUAAAUCACUGGUCAAGGCUGGUAUUUGCCGUCGUUGCCUUGUCCAGGUGUCCUAUGCAAUCGGAGUUGCAAAACCUCUGUCCAUUAUGGUGUUCGCUUUCGGAACAUCGGGACUUAACGAGAGCGAACUACUCGAAAUUGUUAACGAUAACUUCGAUCUUCGACCUGGAAUGAUCAUCAAGGAGCUCAAGCUGAAAAGACCCAUUUAUGAGCGCACAGCUGAAAACGGCCACUUUGGUCACGACUCAUUUCCUUGGGAGCAGGCGAAACCAUUGAAGAUAUCGUCUGAACUGCUUCUAAAGGCUAAACAAAAAGCUCGUUCAGAGGGCGCUGGUGAUAUUGCUCAUUAG
Messenger RNA from Angiostrongylus costaricensis, 1218 nucleotides. The record is from the annotation of a GenBank genome assembly. Lineage: Eukaryota; Metazoa; Nematoda; Chromadorea; Rhabditida; Metastrongylidae.